Messenger RNA from Anoplopoma fimbria (sablefish), 795 nucleotides. RefSeq names its product complement component 1, q subcomponent-like 3a (gene c1ql3a). NCBI's taxonomy places the organism in Eukaryota, Metazoa, Chordata, Actinopteri, Perciformes, Anoplopomatidae. Gene Ontology annotation, molecular function: protein binding. Bases 25 to 795 code for a protein of 256 amino acids. The transcript is spliced from 2 exons. The record is from RefSeq and is a predicted model, not a curated record.
GCAGCAGGGGUCCUGGGGGUCGUGAUGGUUCUGGUUCUGGUCAUUCUCAUCCCGGUCCUGGUCAACUCCGCGGGUUCGGCGGCACACUACGAGAUGCUCGGUACCUGUAGGAUGGUGUGUGACCCGUACGGCACCAAGUCUCCAACCAGCACCGUCACGGCGGACACGGUCCGAGACAACAGCCUCGCGCAGUCCUUACCCACUUUUAUCCAAGGUCCGAAAGGGGAACCGGGUCGUCCGGGCAAGGCGGGUCCGAGGGGACUUCCCGGUGAUCCGGGACCGUCCGGUCCAGCAGGGCCACCGGGCGAGAAGGGUGUAGCAGGCAGACCUGGUUUACCGGGACCUCCGGGACCCGGCGCGGCCGCCGGCGCGAUAAGCGCGGCCACCUACAGCACCGUGCCCAAGAUCGCCUUUUACGCAGGGCUGAAGAAGCAGCACGAGGGCUACGAGGUGCUCAAGUUCGACGACGUGGUGACCAAUCUGGGGAAUCACUACGAUCCAACCACCGGGAAGUUCACGUGCUCCAUCCCCGGGAUUUAUUUCUUCACUUAUCACGUCCUGAUGCGCGGAGGGGACGGCACGAGCAUGUGGGCCGAUCUGUGCAAAAACAACCAGGUGCGUGCCAGUGCCAUAGCCCAGGAUGCGGACCAAAACUAUGACUAUGCCAGUAACAGCGCUGUGCUGCAUCUGGAGCCAGGAGACGAGAUCUACAUUAAACUAGACGGAGGCAAAGCUCACGGAGGCAACAACAACAAGUACAGCACCUUCUCUGGAUUCAUCAUCUACGCUGACUAG